Molecule: messenger RNA, 285 nt
Organism: Staurois parvus
Lineage: Eukaryota; Metazoa; Chordata; Amphibia; Anura; Ranidae
Source: the annotation of a GenBank genome assembly
CUAAACCCACAACAGUAAAAUCAAUCUGUAUAUGCAGUAAAGCAUGCUUGUUAUACUCACUGUGGAACCUAAGGGGUUAAUCCUCUGCAUAUUGUAAAAAGGCAGUUCGAUCCUUUCUUCUCUCAACCCCCUCUUAUCUCCAGACUGAACUGUAGGCAUGCACAUGAUCCAUUUGGAGUGUUUUACUGGAGAGGUUUUUUUUCUUGAGAGAGUGCAUGUGAUCAGCACAGGGCCAAUCAGCACUGUCCAGACAGAGGUCAGGGGAUUUGCAUCCUCUUAGAGCAG